Amphibalanus amphitrite is the source of this 2872-nucleotide messenger RNA. It is a transcript of the gene sgl, whose product is annotated as UDP-glucose 6-dehydrogenase-like. Gene Ontology annotation, cellular component: cytosol; nucleus. Gene Ontology annotation, molecular function: NAD binding; UDP-glucose 6-dehydrogenase activity. The transcript has 11 exons. The coding region runs from base 428 to 1930 and encodes 500 amino acids. Gene Ontology annotation, biological process: glycosaminoglycan biosynthetic process. The record is from RefSeq and is a predicted model, not a curated record. NCBI's taxonomy places the organism in Eukaryota, Metazoa, Arthropoda, Thecostraca, Balanomorpha, Balanidae.
GGGGUAUUUGAGGAGGGGGGCGAACAAGGCGGUCGUCCGGCGCCGGCAGCUGCCUCCCGACCGGACGUCUGUCUCCGUGCUCGCCGUCUCCGGCCGUCCGGAGGUCUGAUACGGUCGGUUUAUUGCCGACUGGUAUCGGCGCCACAUCCCGGGGCGGUGUCUGGUCUGCCCCGCGCUGUGACUGUCUCCUUGGCUCCCGGGCGGUUAUUGCCCCGGCUAUCGCCCGCCGUAUUGUGCGGGGAGGGGCGGCGGGUUGGUCGGCCGGCCGCCCUGCCGCGUCCUUCCCUGAGGCCGUACCUGUCGGCGGCACCUCUGAGAACAGCGCCACCCGGCCGGGCCGGCAGCCUGCAGAGGCCGCGCCGCGCAGAUAGUGGCCGAACUGCCCCUGAGGAGGACCUCCCCGCAGCUCCCCCGAUCCGCUGACGCCAUGGUGACCCGCGUGGGGUGCAUAGGGGCCGGCUACGUUGGCGGUCCGACGUGCGCCGUCAUCGCCCUCAAAUGUCCCGACAUUCGCGUCACUGUAUGUGACAUGAACCCGACACGCAUUGGCCAGUGGAACUCGGAUAAACUGCCAGUCUUUGAGCCGGGUCUGGACGAGAUCGUUCAGAAAUGCCGCGGUGUCAACCUGUUCUUCACCACCGACGUCGUGGCCACCAUCCAGGAGUCUGAGGUGCUCUUCAUCUCGGUCAACACGCCCACCAAGACCUACGGACACGGAAAGGGUCGGGCAGCUAACCUCAAAUACGUCGAGUCUGUGGCUCGGGAGAUCGCCAAGGUUGCCCGCGGCAACAAGAUCGUCGUGGAGAAGAGCACCGUGCCCGUCAAGUCGGCUCAGAGCAUCGCCGACAUUCUGAAGGCCAACCGGAACAGUCAGAACAAGUUCCAGGUGCUGUCCAACCCGGAGUUCCUAGCCGAGGGUACCGCCAUUGAGGACCUGCUGAACCCGGAUCGGAUCCUGAUCGGCGGCGAAGACUCCCCCGACGGCUGGAAGGCCAUCGAGACGCUGUCAUCUGUGUAUAAACGCUGGAUUCCGGCCGACCGCAUCAUUACUAUGAACACCUGGUCAUCGGAACUCUCCAAACUGGUGGCUAACGCGUUUCUGGCGCAGCGCAUCUCGGCCAUUAACGCCGUCUCGGCGGUGUGCGAGGCGACGGGCGCUGACGUCGGUCAGGUCGCGCUGGCUGUCGGAAAGGACAGCCGCAUCGGACCCCGCUUUCUGCAGGCCUCAGUUGGCUUCGGCGGUAGCUGUUUCCAGAAGGAUAUAUUGAAUCUGGUCUACAUAUGUGAGAGCCUCAACCUGCCGGAAGUGGCGGAAUUCUGGCUGAACGUCGUGUCUAUCAACGACUACCAGAAGCAGCGUUUCGCUAAGCGGAUAGUCAACUGUCUCUUCAACACGGUGUCCGGCAAGCGGAUCGCCAUCAUGGGGUUCGCCUUCAAGAAGAACACAGGCGACACACGCGAGUCGGCGGCCAUCUACGUAUCUGCGCACCUGUUGGAGGAGGGCGCCCGACUCGCCGUCUACGACCCCAAGGUGGAGGCUGACCAGGUGACUCGUGACCUGAACAAUGUGACCGGCACGCCGGAUGUGGUGCGAGACCAGGUGGAGGUGUGCUCCGACCCGUACGAGGCGGCCCGCGGUGCGCACGCGCUCGUCAUCUGCACUGAGUGGGAUGUCUUCCAGACACUGGACUACGCCAGAAUAUUCGCCGGCAUGCCCAAACCCGCGUACGUGUUCGACGGCAGGAAGAUCCUCGACCACGAGAAGCUGACCAAAAUCGGGUUCGAGGUGGAGACGAUCGGUAAACGUGUGCGAAACGUCUCCCAGUCCCACCCCGCCGCCAUCACCAACGGAGCGGGUAGCGGGGACGGUGCCACCGGACUGGACUCGUGUGAAGACGCCACCGGUCCGGACUCCGAGAUGACCUUAUAACCGACUCCGCAUCUACCACGGGAUCACCUAGACGGCGCGAGACUGUGUGCCUUGACACCGGGGGAAGCGCUGCUGGCCCGGGCGCCUCAGCACCAGGGGAAAGGCCGCUGGCCUCUGAACUGGAGGCCUGAGCUCGGUGCUGACCUCGGGAAAGGCAAAAGGGAGGUCAAAGGCAGACACGGGAGCACUAGGCCGCGCAGGAACGGUUGGGUGUUAGUAUUACGGCUCACAGAAUUUGGUGUGCCUCGUGGUGUGCUAGCCUCAAGCCUGUGUGUUCACGAUGAAGGCGGUGCCUUAUAGAUAUAGCUGAUGCGCUGCACGGCCCGAUGGAUCAGGGUGGAUUGGCGAUUGCACAACAGAGCCAUCUAUCGACAGCGGUCAGAAACUGCGCUUCUGGCGCCGCUCGAGAAACGAUGGAGGGUAAUGUGUUCUCUUUGUCCUAAAGUGCACUCUGUUAAGUUAGCUUUACAUUCACGGAUGGAUGGCUGUAUGUUAAGGAUAUAUUUAUGAACGUGGUUGGGCAUUUCGAGAGAGCCUCGCUGGCCUUCGCUGUUCUUCGAUCGCUGAGACUGGCCCUCCCGUAGGUGACAACUGGCAGUAGGCAAUGGGCAUUAAGCACGGGCCUGAGUUGAGCACAGGCACGGGCCAAGAGCGAUAGGACGGGCGCGAAGGUGAGAGUGUGAGCGAAUGCGUUCGGGCUGUCGGGUUCUCACAUACACCAGCACAUGUUGUGAAAGCACGGGUGUGCGUUAGUAAAAUGUCCCAUCAUGCCAUCGACUCAAGUGCCUUAAUUUAUCGCGCGCCCUUCGCGUUAUUCGUACAUUCCUUGAGAUUUUGUUAGCCAUCAUUUUAAUUAUGUUGCUUCUCUUUAUGGCAUACCCCUAUUUUAUAUAAAUGCUUCUUUUAUAUGUGUGAUAAAUAAAAGACAUCCGCGGAAGUGCA